Molecule: messenger RNA, 705 nt
Organism: Spirometra erinaceieuropaei
Lineage: Eukaryota; Metazoa; Platyhelminthes; Cestoda; Diphyllobothriidea; Diphyllobothriidae
Source: the annotation of a GenBank genome assembly
AUGCACAUACAUGCAGGUCUCACCACAGGUAAACGAUCGCGCCAGCCAGUAACGGCGACAGCUGCCGCUGGCCAGUCACGACCCAGUCGCCUCUUCUAUAUCAGUGACAAGGCGAGCAGCCUCCGUUUCCUUGUCGAUACUGGUGCCGAGAUUUGUGUGAUCCCUUCUCCAAGGCGCCACCAUCUCAAGCCUUCGCAGUUUUCAUUGCAGACUGCCAACAGCACCACCAUCAACACUUAUGGUCAACGGUCGCUCACACUUGACAUCGGUCCUCGGCGACGUUUCCAGUGGGUCUUUGUGCAGGCCGACGUCAAAUCUCCCAUUGUUGGGGCAGAUUUCCUGACUCAUUUUGGCCUUGCAGUCGACCUCAAGCCCCGCAAACUCAUCGAUACCACAACCACACUCUUUACCGCCGGGAUUGCUGCUUCUGAACCCUCGGUUAGCAUCCAGUUGACCGUACCAAGCUCACCCUUCGCUGACAUUUUGAAGGACAACUCGUCCCUCACUAAACCCAAUCAGUUCACUGGGGAGGUUCAGCAUACGGUUAAACACCACAUCAUCACCACGGGGCAACCUGUUUACGCUCAUCCUCUCCGUCUUCAUCCCGAAAAACUUCGGAUAGCAUAUGAUGAACCUAGGAAUUAUUCGUCCUUCCUCCAGCCCAUGGGCUUCUCCCCUCCACAUGGUACCCAAGAAAUCCACUGA